CCGCAGGCAGCGAGGACCAGAUUGCAGCCGCUCGUGCGUUGGGCGACUCUGUUGUGCUCCGGCGAGAGAGUGAGGAACCUCCUUGGAAGACAGCGCGUAUAAAGCCGCAAUCCGUCACGACGAUGAGCGCUGCGAUCACGACUCUCAUGCUGACAAUGCUCGGACUGACUUUGGCUUCGUCAGCCGAAACGCGAGGCCACGUGGGGGGGCUUGCGGUCGAACCCGCAGCCCUGUCCCUGGGGAGCCACAUCGGCGACUGGGGCGGAGCCGGAUGGGAGGGAGCCGGACGGGACGGAGCCGCAUGGGACGGAGCCGCAUGGGACGGAGCGGCAUGGGACGGAGCCGGACGGGACGGAGCCGCAUGGGACGGAGCCGCAUGGGACGGAGCCGCAUGGGGUGGCCGGAUCCAUGCGAACGAGUCUUUGGUGGCGGAUCAGGACCUCACGGACAGGGACAAACGCAUCUUGUUUACCCUCGUUCGCUUCAAAAACUCCGGCUGCACCGUCGGCUCGAACUCCGGGACCUGCUACACGGCCAGCGAGUGCCGGAGAAUUGGUGGCACGAACAUAGGGUCGUGCGCUCGAGGCUUUGGAGUUUGUUGUUACAAGGAGAUCACGUGCGGCGGCUCCUCCUCCACCAACUGCACGUACCUGGUGAGCCCUAACUACCCAAACACGUACAACGAGGCCCAGACGUGCACUAUGACCUUCACCAGAAACGCCAACACGUGCCAGCUGAGACUCGACUUCGAAGAGUUCAUGAGUACACAACCAGACAAUUUAGGCGUGUGCCAAGAGGAUCAGUUCACGGUCCCCGGAGAACGGAAGUUUGCUUACCUGUGUGGAAACAAACCUUCAGAACCAUGGCAUUUUUAUUUGGAUGUUAACGGAAAGCCCAACCCGACUGUUUUCAACUUUUUGACGACUGCUACAAGCUUCAACAGAAAAUUCAAAUCAAGGUCUCCAUGA
Molecule: messenger RNA, 968 nt
Organism: Penaeus indicus
Lineage: Eukaryota; Metazoa; Arthropoda; Malacostraca; Decapoda; Penaeidae
Exons: 7
Coding region: 123-968 (281 amino acids)
Source: RefSeq, a predicted model, not a curated record